AUGCAGGAACAAGCGGAUUCAGCCAGUAUGGCUAAAGGAUUGCAGGAUCCUCAUGAUAAGCCGGAUGAAACAGUCGGGGACCUGGAAGUAUAUCAUGAAGUCCCCAGGGGAUAUCGUAUCCCUGGCCUCUUUACCCUCCCAGCCUAUCGAGCACCAAUCACUCAAUGCAUCAUCAUUGCAUUUGUCCACCUUCUAGUCGUUGGAAUGUUCAACGUUCUUUCUGCCCUGGGAGGAGGAGGUCAAGUUGAUCCAACCACGAGCAAUAAUGCCAAUACAAUUUUGUAUAGUCUAUUUUGCGCAUUUGCUUUGGUCUCUGGGUCCGUGUGCAACUUUCUGGGUCCAAAGAUCACUCUUGCGACGGGUGGCAUUGGUUAUUCGCUACUAUCGGCCUCCUAUUGGAGCUACAAUCACAACAACAACCAGUCUUUUGUGUAUUUCGGUGGUGCCAUGUGUGGCGUGGCUGCGGCUUUCCUCUGGACUGCCGAGGGAUCUAUGAUUAUGUCACUCCCAAUGGAAAAAGAUAAAGGCAAAUAUGUUGGAAUAUUCUAUGGACUUUCAUUCUUCGGCACGGUGAUUGGCGCCAUUAUUCCUACGGUCGAGAAUUGGGGGGUCACAACAGCGGGCAGUGUCAACGAUAGCACAUAUAUUGCUCUUUUUGUAUUGAUGCUGAUGGGUAGCGUGGUGGCAUGCUUCGUCUCCAACCCAUCUAAAGUGGUUCGCGAUGACGGAUCUCGAGUGGUCGUCCCUCGUCAGACAACCUUUGUCCAGGAACUAAAGAAUGUGGUCCUCGCAGUCAAACGCGAGCCUUGGAUUAUUUUGUUUUUCCCCUACAGUUUCGCGGGUCUGUGGUACAUUCCCUACCAGAGCAACGAUUUCAACUCCUAUUUCUUCAAUCUCCGCACUCGUGCCUUUGGCAGUCUUUGGUUCGAUUUUGGCCAAUUUUUCAUGGCUGUGACCGUUGGUCUACUUCUCGAUUUUAGCAAACUCGGCGGCCGACGCCAACGUGCUUUUAUUGGCUGGAGCUUUUUAUUUGUCUUGAUCAACGCCGUUUUUAUUGGUGGCGUGUUUCCCGCUCGCAUAUCCCAACGUGGGACGCCUCCUGAUCAUCUUCUCGAUGUCCAUGACUCCAAAGCCGGAGGAUACAUCGCACUUUAUACAUUCUAUGGCGCCGUAGAUGGUGCCUGGCAGACAUUUGCAUGGUGGAUCAUGGGAACUCUUUCCAAUGAUCCACUGGUGUUAUCCAUUUACUCUGCAUUCUACAAGGUAUUCGGAGCAAUGGGAGCUGCGAUUGUGUUCAGUUUGGACGUUCGCGGAAUCAGCUACCAGGCAAUGUUUGGAAGUUACUGGGGCUUACUGUCAGGAUCUAUGCUUCUGGUAUUGGUUUUGAUCUUUAAGCGUGUCCAAGACACACUUGUACCUCCCGAUGCUGAUGAAACAACUACUAUGGAGAUGAAAGUGGAGACUGCCUGA
Molecule: messenger RNA, 1470 nt
Organism: Penicillium angulare
Lineage: Eukaryota; Fungi; Ascomycota; Eurotiomycetes; Eurotiales; Aspergillaceae
Exons: 2
Coding region: 1-1470 (489 amino acids)
Source: RefSeq, a predicted model, not a curated record